Poecilia reticulata (guppy) is the source of this 3165-nucleotide messenger RNA. Lineage: Eukaryota; Metazoa; Chordata; Actinopteri; Cyprinodontiformes; Poeciliidae. The record is from RefSeq and is a predicted model, not a curated record.
GUGGCCAACCAGGUGGUGCAGGCGCUGCUCACGCAAAAGGUUGGUUCCUGCCGCACUCAGAAGAAAGAGCCCAAACACUUUGAGUUAGCCGGGCUGAGACUGAGGUGGUUGAUCACUCAUCUUUUCCAGGAGGCCCAAAGAAACGGAAAAGCCAGAAGUGCAGCUGCAGGACGGUGGCCCAGCCUGCUGAGCCUGACCUGCCCACGAAGCAGCGGCAGUGAGUCUCUGUCCAGUGCUGGCAGCGAAUACUCCAGCGGCUCCCACACCUGGGCAGACGGACGCGGCUUCUCCAAGCAGGGUGCCUCCAGCCGGGACAAGCGUAUGAGCACAGGCUCGGUCUCCAGCAAUCAUUCAGUGUUCAUCGAGCCAACAGACCUGGGGUGGAAGGAGGGGCAUAUCCUGAAAGGCCUCAAGCAUCUCCAGAUGAACACAGAGGCAACCGCAGCUGUUCCCCACUGCAAAGACUGCAUGACCUCCAACGAGGGCAUUUACUCCUCUGGGGUCAAGUCGCUCCAACAAGGGUCUCCUGCUAGGAAAAGUUCAACAAGAAAACCUUUGACAGCCGAGCCGCAGGCGUCCAUCCUGGACGCUGCUGAUCCAGAUGAAUCUGGCGAACAAUCAACAGAGAAACGUCUCCAUUUGGACUCGCUGGCGGUUUCUGCAGAUGAUGACAAAGGUUCUCGUGAAGACUCGAUUCUUCCAGCUAGCUCCGGCCUCUUCCCCUCACCCGACUCUGACCGCCUCCUGUUUUUAGACGCCCCCACCGUUAAACCUGGUGUGAGUCCAACAGACAGCCUCACAAAGUCCGAGGGCCUCAACAGGAACUCAUUAGAUGGACGCAUAUCAGGAGUGAAGCUCAGCGACAGGAACAACAACCAAGAACAGGCCACUGACCGUAAAUCCAGGCUGGACUGCAGCCARAGGCAGCAAGGCAGRCUUCCUCUGAAGCAAGCAGAGGCGGACGAGGUGAGCUGCUCUGCAACCAGAGCUCUGAAUGAAGCCAGACAGCGAAGCGCUUCCAUGGAAGUGCCCCACUGCAGAGACCAGGCAAAUCCAGCCGGUCGGGACGGCAGCGACUGGACCGGCUCAGAAUCUCCACAGAGGAAACCAAAACCUCAGUUCUGUGACUCGGCAAGGAAAGCUUUCAUUCUGAGAAGCAAGAGUGCAGAUGGAGGCCAAGAUCAGCUCAAACACACCCAUUCUCCUCUGCACCAGAAGCUCAUCAAGGGCCAAAGACCCAAAGGACAGGCGACCGCUCCAGGACACAGCGUGGCCAGCAAACGGGCCAACCAGCACGGGUCCAGCCAGGGCGCAGAUCAAGACGUUUCAACACCGGUCGGCUCCAAGUGUCUGGAGCAGCAGCUGUCUCCGCUCGCAUCUCCUGUGAAACAGUCAAAGAUCCUAAAGUCACCAGGACUGAAGAGUCCAACAAAACCAUCAACUAGAGCCUCCAGCAAUGACUGUGCUGAAGAGAGCAUCUGUGACCACCUGCCCUGUUCGCCGAGGAAACAGAGACGCCAAGGAGACCAGGGAGAUUCGUUCAGAUCAGAGCGAAGGUCUCCGUCGCCGCCGCCGCCGCCGCCAGGCCGAACCACGUCUCUUGUCCUUAAAGCCGCCUCAGACUGCGCAACCAAAGACAGAGAACUGGCAACUCAGCCUCAAAGCUCAGCCACUGGCAAGUCAACCACAGCUACUGACUUCAGUUCUGUUGUAGAGACCCAGCAGUCCAGCACCAUGAGAGAUCAUCAACUUGCUGACCUGCAGACGAGAGACGUCUCCCUCAAAACCUUCCUUACCGAUGGGUCAAAGAUUCCUCACCUCCCCGUUCAAGAAUCACAAACCUCAGACUCCGUUGAGCCGGACAGAAUCACCACAUGCCGCAGUGACAAUGGAUCAGCAGACCAGAACAUCCUGCAGAGAUCCCAGCAGAGCAUCAGCGAGCCGAAGCUUUCUGAAGUCCUGCCUACCGGUUUCUCUAACGUUUACUACCACGGGGCUCCCAGUAACCCCCACACAUCCUCCUCAAAUGCCGUGAAAAGGACACUUCCUGUGAACGCCAAGUCUCACGAAGCAAUCUCUGGACAGAGCGCCAGCACCUUCUUGAUCUUUGGGAGACAGAGUAAUGACGACCCAAACAGUCUGCAGACUUUCCAAACAUUUACAUGCGAUCCCCUAGUGGUGCAUAAAUUUGGUUCACGGGAGAAGUCCUGCCGGAAGAUUGAGACCCGCUGCAGCUCCCUGGACUCUGAGCCUCUGCAGCCUGCAGCGUCCGACGGCGGCGGGAUGCUGGACUGGGGCUUCGAUGAGCAAGGCUGGCUGUUUAAACGCUCCGUGUCCGUGUCCACCAGACCUCUUCUCAAGCCAGUGAUGGGCAUGAAUGGAGCUAAAGCUCGCAGCCAGAGCUUCGGCGCGCGCUACCUGGACAGGCCGAGCUUCAACCGGUCCGGAAAGGUCCGGACGCAGAUCAGAACCCACUCAGGGAGCUCACUGAACUCUCUUGGGGACGUCCUUCCCGGUAGCAUGAGCUGCUCCAGCAGCUACCACUGUCCAGUGAAUCGAUCCCUACUGAGCAACUUUCUGAUUGAGGAAGGGCUGACGGUCCCGUCGCAUCUGGGCUCCUCCAGCGAAAGACUCCAGAGUGUGAAGCUGCAGAGAGAGCAGGCGAGGCGCCUCCAGAUCGAGCAGCAGUUCUCCAGCGCCUUUGGCGAGCCGGUGUCUGAGGAACCCGAGAGACACGGCGCCAUCACCACCAUCGAAGAGAAGGUGAUGCUCGGCAUCGAGGAGAACCUGCACAAGUCACAGGAGAAAACGAGCGAAGGGAAGCAAAAGUCUGGCUCCGGCUUUGCUAGUUGGUUUGGUUUCCGGAAGACUAAACUUCCGGCUCCGAGCGCCAAGAAGACGGAUGCGGCAAAAGCAAAGGAGGAGAAGCAGAAGAUCACGUCUCUGCUGGGAGGGAGGAGCGCGAAGCCGGACAAGAAGAAGGACAGACGGAAAAGUGAUGGGAAGGAAUGCAGAUGAUGAACCGAAGACCCGACGGUGGAAACGGAUCCGGUGUGAGGAGUCAGGACGCAGUGACAGGAUCGCGCUGCGCCAUGCGGACGCUGGACAGCGGAAUCGGGACCAUUCCUCUCCCAGAAUCCUGCUCCUUCUUCUCCUCCAUCCUCA